UUCAUGUACAUAAUAUAUAUAUACAUAUAACCAAAAACUCUAACUUCGUUUUCUCUGACCGUCGCGAAUGAUCUCUUCGUUUCUUCGGACCAAAUGAAGCAGAGAUAAGAGAAAAAAAAGAAAAAAAAAAUUCAGCAGAGAAAGAGGAGCCGCAUCACAAUGCCUAACUAUUCUAAGUUACUUAUCUUCUGCUUGUUCUUAUUCGUGACCUUAUUAUUCUCCUGCAAUGCAGGAGGGGCCGCGAGCAGUUUUGACGAGACGUCAGCGCUGCUCGCGUUUAAAUCGGCUCUGGUCGAUCCGCUCGGCGCGUUAAGUGGCUGGGCCAGCGGCCUCCCGCACUGUGGCUGGCCCGGCGUGGGCUGCGGCACAGCCGGUACCGUCCUGCGGCUCGACCUCUCCUGCAUGAACCUCAGCGGCACCGUCUCCGACGACAUUCUCCGCCUCCCGAGCCUCGCCUAUCUCAACCUCUCGUACAAUUCAUUCUCCACCGCGCUCCCCGCGUCCCUCGCCGCGCUCUUGGCGCUCGAGGUGUUCGACGUGAGCCAGAACAACUUCGCGGGCGAGUUCCCCGCCGGGCUCGGCGCCUGCGCCGGCCUUGUAACCGUCAAUGCGUCCGGGAACAACUUCGUCGGCGUGUUACCGGAGGACCUGUCGAAUGCGACGUCGCUAGAGGUCAUCGACCUCCGCGGGAGCUUCUUCGAGGGCCCGAUACAGCCGUCCUACGGCAGCUUCCGGAAGCUCAAGUUUCUAGGCCUCUCCGGCAAUAACAUCACCGGAAAGAUCCCCGUUGAGCUCGGCGGCGUCUCCUCGUUGGAGAAGCUCAUAAUUGGAUACAACGAGCUCGAAGGGACCAUCCCCGCGGAGUUCGGGAACCUCGCGAAUCUCCGGUACCUCGACCUCGCGGUCGGGAACCUGAACGGACCGAUCCCGCCCGAGUUAGGCCGGCUGCGGAGCCUGACCACGCUCUACCUGUACAAGAACAAUCUCGACGGCAUGAUCCCGAAGGAGAUCGGGAACGCGUCGGCGCUUGCCUAUCUCGACCUCUCCGACAACUCGAUCGCGGGGCCGAUACCGGCCGAAUUGGCGCAGCUGGCGAAUCUGCAGCUGCUGAACGUCAUGUGCAACCGGCUGAAGGGCCCGGUACCGGCCGGGAUCGGGGAAUUGGCGCGGCUGGAGGUGCUGGAGCUGUGGAACAACUCGCUGACCGGCCCGCUCCCCGCGGGGCUCGGCCAGAGCUCUGCGCUGCAGUGGCUCGACGUGUCGUCGAACAUGCUCUCCGGCCCGAUCCCCGCCGGCCUCUGCGCCGGCGGGAAUCUCACCAAACUGAUACUCUUCGGCAACAACUUCUCCGGCGGCAUCCCGGGCAGCUUGGCCACGUGUGCUUCACUCGUGCGCGUGCGCAUGCAGAACAACCGGCUCAACGGCACCGUCCCCGGCGGCUUUGGCCGCCUCCCGCGGCUCCAGCGGCUCGAAUUGGCGGGCAACGAGCUCGGCGGCGAGAUACCGACCGACCUCGCGCUAUCGACGUCGCUGUCAUUCAUCGAUCUUUCGCACAACAAUCUCCGGUCGUCGCUUCCCUCGAACAUCCUGGCCGUGCCGACGCUCCAGAGCUUCGCGGCAGCCGACAACCAGCUGACGGGUGAAAUCCCGGACCAGUUCCAGGACUGCCCGGCGCUCGCGGCGCUCGACCUGUCGAACAACCGGCUGACCGGCGGCGUGCCGCCGGGCCUGGCGUCCUGCCAGCGCCUCGUGAAUUUGAACCUCCGGAGCAACCGGCUGGCUGGCGACAUACCGGCAGCGAUCGCCGCCAUGCCGGCGCUUGCCGUCCUCGACCUUUCAAGCAACUUCUUCACCGGCCCGAUACCGGAGAACUUCGGCAGCUCCCCGGCGCUCGAAACGCUCAACUUGGCAUACAACAACCUCUCCGGCCCCGUCCCCGGCAACGGAAUUCUACGUUCCAUCAAUCCCGAUGACCUCGCCGGCAAUCCGGGGCUCUGCAGCGGAGUGCUCCCGCCAUGCUCGGGUGCGAUCGGCCGCGAAUUCCCGACGACGAGCGAAAGGAUCGAGCACCUGAAGCAUAUUGCCGUCGGGUGGCUGGCGGGGAUUGCCGUGGUGGCUGCAUUGUGUGCCGCGCUCUUCGCCGGCCGAAUUGUGUACCGGAGGUGGUACGUGGACCGUGGCGGCGGCGGCGGAGGGUGCUGCGAUGACCACGUCGACGAGGAAAGCGGUGCAUGGCCGUGGCGGCUCACGGCGUUCCAGCGGCUUGGCUUCGCGACCGCCGACAUACUCGCCUGCGUCAAGGAGUCCAAUGUGAUCGGCAUGGGCGCCACCGGGAUUGUGUACAAGGCCGAGCUGCAGCGGCCGCAUUUGGUGAUUGCCGUGAAGAAGCUGUGGCGGCCGUCGAGGGCCGAGGGUGUGGGAUCGGAGCCCAGGUGCGAUAUCGCGGCGGCGGAAGUGAGCGUGCUGGGCCGGUUGCGGCACCGGAACAUAGUGCGGCUGCUCGGGUACCUGCACAACGACGCUGACGCGAUGCUGCUGUACGAGUACAUGCCGAACGGGAGCCUGUGGGAGGCGCUGCACGGGCCAGGAGGUGCUGGAGGGGGCCGGGUGCUCGCCGACUGGGUGGCGCGGUACAAUGUUGCACUGGGAGUGGCGCAGGGAUUGGCAUACCUGCACCACGACUGCCACCCGCCAAUCAUCCAUCGCGACAUCAAGUCAAACAACAUCCUGCUCGACGCGAACAUGGAGGCCCGCAUCGCCGACUUCGGGCUCGCGAGGAUGGUGGCGCACAAGAACGAGACGCUUUCGGUGGUCGCCGGAUCCUACGGCUACAUUGCACCAGAGUACGGGUACACUCUGAAGGUGGAUCAGAAGAGCGACGUAUACAGCUACGGAGUGGUGCUGAUGGAGCUCCUGACAGGGAAGAGGCCGAUCGAGCCGGAGUUCGGGGAGAGCCAGGACAUAGUCGGGUGGAUCCGCGAGAGGCUGCGGAGCAACCGGGCGGAGGCGGUGCUCGACCCGAGCAUCGGCGGGGGGCAGUGCAAGCACGUGCAGGAGGAGAUGCUGCUGGUGCUGCGGAUCGCGGUGCUCUGCACCGCGAAGCUGCCCAAGGACCGGCCGUCGAUGCGGGACGUGCUCACCAUGCUCGGCGAGGCGAAGCCCCGCAGGAAGAGCGGGAGCUCCGGGGGCGGGAGCGGCGGCACGGCGGUGGCGAGCAAUGUGGUGGACAAGGAUAAGCCCGUGUUUAGCACCUCGCCGGAAUCCGGGUACCUUUGAUUCAGAAUAAGAGGCUCUCUUAUGGUUCAAUGUUUUGCUGAUUCUUAAUUUUGUAUGUAGUUUUUCUUCUUUUCUUUUUUUUUCCCUUCAUUUUUGAUUUGUAACAUUUGUGUAAGCAUGCACCAAUGAUAGUUGUGUAGAUUGAUUUUAUUAACAAAAAAACAAAGAAAAAUAAUUUGUGUA
Ananas comosus (pineapple) is the source of this 3459-nucleotide messenger RNA. RefSeq names its product MDIS1-interacting receptor like kinase 1-like. NCBI's taxonomy places the organism in Eukaryota, Viridiplantae, Streptophyta, Magnoliopsida, Poales, Bromeliaceae. Gene Ontology annotation, molecular function: protein binding; ATP binding; protein kinase activity. The transcript has 2 exons. The record is from RefSeq and is a predicted model, not a curated record. Gene Ontology annotation, biological process: protein phosphorylation. Bases 160 to 3276 code for a protein of 1038 amino acids.